AUGAAGUUCUCCCUCCUCGCCUGUAUGGCCAGCGUGCCAUUCGCCGCAGCACACUUCAAGCUCAUGUACCCUAAGUCCCGCGGCUUCAACACAGACACAAUGACCAACUUUCCCUGUGGUGGAAUGAGCCAGUCUUCAGACCGUACGAAACUCCCACUAUCUGGAGGCUCAUUCCCGGUCGCUCUCGAGAUGCACCACGCCACGACCGCAGUCGAGGUCCUCCUCGCUCUGGGCAACGAACCUAGUGACAACUUCAACUUCGUCCUCACGCCAACCUUCCAGGUUAAAGGCCUGGGCGAGUUCUGUCUGCCUCAUGUUGAGAUCAACGAGAAAAUGAUUGGCCGCAACCUCACCAACGGAAUGAAUGCUACUCUCCAGGUGCAAACCAACGGAGACCCGACUGGUGGUCUCUAUGCUUGUGCCGAUGUCCAGUUCUCUUCCGAUAUUACCUACGAGAAACCUCCAGCCUGCACCAACAACACGAACCUUGUCGCUACUGCUUUCCCCGAGGCCGCUGCUAAGCGCAAUGCCAAUGAGUCCACUGCUGAAGGCGACGCACAGAGUGGUGGUUCUUCCACAACUUCCACCUCCAAGGGCGCUGCGGCUCCAAUGCAAACUGCCGCUUGGGGUGUCCUUGGUGCUGCUGUUGCCGGUGGUCUUGCUAUUCUGUAA
Molecule: messenger RNA, 672 nt
Organism: Penicillium bovifimosum
Lineage: Eukaryota; Fungi; Ascomycota; Eurotiomycetes; Eurotiales; Aspergillaceae
Product: putative GPI anchored protein
Exons: 2
Coding region: 1-672 (223 amino acids)
Source: RefSeq, a predicted model, not a curated record